AAUCGUCUUUUGUUCUCCCUUUAACUUGUUCUGCUUCUGCUACGUGUUGACCGUGUUGCUGUGUUGACAUUUGGUGCAAGUUCUUUUCCUAUUUUGUUUUAUUUAUUGAAUGACUUGAACUUCAUCAUGGGUAAAUCUGUAGUGGCGGAUGAACAACUUUGGUCGUACUGUAAACAAUAUAGCCCUGCCAAAGGAUACGUCAUUGGACUCGUUUUGGGACAGUGUUCGAAAGCAAUUGAUUAUGUCGUUCAUCUGGCGCGCAUACCUCCUCCAGACAGUUCGAAGGAUGAAAAGGAUGAUGAACAGAAGCCCAAAACUGCGAAAGGUUUAUUGUUGCCAGAAAUAAAGGAAUCGUGGGUUGCUAACCAUGCCUGUGAUGUUACAAGAAUGUUACCUGGAGGUAUGUGGGUCCUAGGACUUUUUCUAAUUGGACAAAAUGAUCCAUUCGAAAGUCAACAGAACGCUUCACGCCUACGCUCUAUUCUGAGGCAUGUUCGAACUGAACUUCAAAAGAAUUCUCUAUACGGUGACAGUCCAUCAUCUGAGAAACUUAUACUUCAUUUGAACAUUCAAAAGAAUUUGGUAGCCUGUCGAUCAGUAGACCUUGAUGGUUCAGGCAUUCGUCCAAUUGACUGGAAGUUCCAAAAAAAUCCUGUUGUUUGGAAUCAAAUUGAGUGUAUUUUAGAUCUUAACUACGUAAAGCACCUAAGCCAAGAAGAAUCUUCAAAACAACUAAGGAACCAACUGGAGGCUCUGGUCAAAGCAGUUAAUGGCCAAAUCAAUGAAUCAGUGUGCACUCUGUCUGAUGAACUCAUGGACCCUGAAGAUUUGGUUGAAAAUAUCUUCAAGAACCAAAAGGGCAAAUCCUCCAAGAAAAAGAAUGCAAAGGGCAGUGGUGAUGAACCUUAUAUUCUUUCUGCCAGUUUAUACAUGCCCAUGGUUGGAGGAGUAGAUAUAAAGACCCCAUCCGGAGUGAAAUUGAACAAGGGAGCUGGAAUAAUGAAUUUCACUGGCAGCCCUGUGAGCCGAGUGUUUGUUCACCAGAAAGCAACUGUUGAUGAAGCUUGCAAAGCUGUGAAACAGGAUAUUAUGAGAUCAAUUGCAACACGGUUGCAUAUGCAUGCAGACUCACUUGUUGAGGAAGACCCACCUGAAGACCAAGAGACUUUACAUGAUCCACCAAGGAGAGUUAUGAUCAAGCUGCCUUCUACCAAUGUAACAUUCUCAGAUUAUAUUUUCCCUGGUGAGGGACCAGAGGAGGCUCUUGUGUCUGCAGAAGAGUUGUUAGACCUGAAGCUGGAGUUGGAAGAUGUAGAAAAGGAUGUUGAAAUAUCGGCAGAUAGUGGAGUGGGGCUAGAGUGGAGUGGAAUUGAGCCAAGUGACAAGUCUAGGCUAGAUGCAGCACCAUCUCAAGAGAAGACCAGUUACGUUAUUUUUAUAUGCAUUGGUGCUCUGGUAGCAGCACUUAUCGCAAUCCUUCUGCAACUGCUUUCCAGUUCUAAAUAGAAUAAUGCAAACUAUGUGAUUUUGUAUGUUUUUUAUGACUUGAUGCAAGGCUUCAGGGUACGUGUUCACUUGCCAGUGCAUAUCAAGGCAUUCCGGAUAUUCUAAUUGUAUGUUAAAGAAUUUUUUGAGCUCUUUUUAUAUUAGGAAAAUAACCCUUUGCACAUUUUCUUGUCAAAACUUUUGUUUUUCCAAUAAAAUGUCGAUUUUUUUAAUUCGC
Molecule: messenger RNA, 1723 nt
Organism: Thrips palmi
Lineage: Eukaryota; Metazoa; Arthropoda; Insecta; Thysanoptera; Thripidae
Product: protein odr-4 homolog
Exons: 9
Coding region: 127-1506 (459 amino acids)
Biological process (GO): intracellular protein localization
Cellular component (GO): endomembrane system
Source: RefSeq, a predicted model, not a curated record